AACCUGACACCAGCACACAGAUGGUGACUAAGACGGCCGUGGGUGUGGGAGUGAGUGUGGGCGUGAGUGUGGGCGUGGGGGCGGUGGCUGUGUGGUGGGUGUGGCGGCAGCGUUCUGCUCAACAUCUUCAGUUCAUGUGGGAAGAGGUGGGAGAGGUGAGUGAACUGACCAUCUACCCACUCAAAUCAGGUCGCUGUGUCAGUGUGAAUAGUGCCCAGGCCACCUCUUACGGCCUGGCUCACGGAAAACUUGAAGACAGAGUGUGGAAGCAGCAUGUGAGUGGUGUGGACUGUGGAGAGGAGGUGGCCAGUUUUCUCACUCAGUUCGUCUCGGAAGGAAGGACAAGACUCAGAUUACUGUACCGGGGAGAUGUAGUGAAGGAUAGACCAGCCCGCAGGCUUGAUUACUACGACUUUCCAAAGAGCCUGGACUCUGACAAAUUGUACUACGCGCAGAACAGUGCCUACGUAAUUGCGUCGGAGUCAUCACUGGCGGUCUUGAACUCUCGCCUAUCGGAGCCGGUCACAAUGGGCCAAUUCCGAACUAAUAUUGUUGAGGGCGCCCCGCCAUCAGACGAGGACGACUGGGCAUACGUUAAGAUUGGUUGUGUAGUCUUCAGGACGGUGAAACCUUGCCAGAGAUGUUUACUGACGACGGUGGAUCCAAUCACUGGGAAGCGACAUCCCAAAAAAGAACCUCUCAAUACUCUCCGCUCGUUUCGUACAAUAAGCGAGCCAGCCAAGUUGGCCAAAGCUUGGGCUACGAGUCCUCUCUUCGGCAUCAACAUGGCUAUUGAUGUCACAGGACCUCUCGCUGUGGGAGACAAAGUCAUUGUGGCCAGAACCUCAUCCAAUCCAGAACUAACUGUUUUCUAGAACUGGCUAGAACAGCUUUGCACACUGUGAUUAGGCCUCUAACUAAUCACAACAGCCUGUUCGUUGUUGCUAGCUAUCCAGAAAAGCCAAAACAGCUGGACAAGUUUUGCAAGUUCUCUAGACUGGCCAAAACACGUGGCCAUUGUUGCUAGCCAUAAACAUUGCAACUACUACAUUACGGACAUCACAGCUACCGCCCCACAAACAUCACAACUACCACUGUUAAAAAUCAUAAGCAUCAAAACCUCAAACAUCACGACUACCACACCAUAAACAACACAACUAAAACAUCAAAAACAUUACAACUAUCACAGCACAAACAUAUAACUACCACACCACAUACAUCACAACUACCACUCCACAAACAUAACUACCACACCAAAACAUCACAACUACCAACCCACAAACAUUAUAUCUACCAUCUCACAAACAACUUCCACAAUACAAACAUCACAACCCCCACUGUACAAACAUCACAACUACUACCCCCACAAACAUCAUUACCACACAACAAACACACCUUAAAAGCACCUAAAGUCGGUACCUGACCAGCCGGGCUGUGGCUCGUACGUUGGAUUGCGUGCAGCCAGCAGUAACAGCCUGGUUGAUCAGGCCCUGAUCCACCAUGAAGCCUGGUCAAAGACUGGGCCGCGGGGGCGUUGACCCCCGGAACUCUCUCCAGGUAAACACAAACAUCACAAACAUCAUAACUUCGACACAACAAACAUCACAACUAUCACCAAACAAACAUAACUACCACCCCACAAACAUCACAAUCUCCACACUGGGUUGUAAAGAUGAUGUAAUCAGUCCAUCACCCUCGACGAAAUAAGUUUUGAGACAGUCAGUCCCUCAGCUUCGUGAUGAGGUCUUCAUAGACUAUGGAGCACUGUGUCUAGUGAAAGUUUUCUCCAAAGUGAGGGAGUGAACACCUCAAACCUGCUUCUUCGAGGGUUGAUGGACUGAUACAUCGUCUCUGCAUCUUCCCUUCUGUUUUCUCCUCGGUGCUCGACUGGUGAAGCCUACUGUAUAACUGAAUCGUUUCGUAAUAACUAUACCUACUCAUGCCAACUACUACGCUACAAACAUAAUAAUCACCACCCCAUAAGAAUCAUAACUACCACAACAUAAGUAGCACAAAUAUCAUACACUAACCACACCAAAAAAUAAUUUUUACCACUUAAACUCUGCAGUUAACACCCCACCGUGUGGAUUAACCAGCUUUUGACUCACAGUUUCAUUGCUUUUAAAAAAACUUCUCAGUUCUUAAUUUAUUUUUUUUCUAAUUCCGUUGUGAGCAAUGAACCUUUAUUAACCACACGGCUCUACUGAAUUUAUUAUAAAUAAUUAUUUUUCCCAGGAUCAGACAAUGAGCUUAAAGCAGCACUUAGCUGUUUUAUAUGACUGAAUUAUCAACAGUCAUUCAAAAUCCCUAAAUUUCUCUAAGUGGUUGUGGCUGCUCCUUGAGUUCCAAGUCUCUGGGAUAGAUAAUAAUCUAGGAAUACUUGUAGUUCUCAAAAGAAUGUAUACUGGUUUAGAAAACCAUGGUUAGGUUAGGUAAGAAGGUUCGUCAGGAACCAGGACAAGUGUUUCCUGACGUGGGUCUUAGAUGAUGACCCGCCAUUGGAGCUUUCGGUCAUCUGACUGAGGCCUUCCGCUGGCUUACCCCUUUACUCAUUUAAAAAUUAUUGUUAUAAUUAUAACCAUUUAUCUCUAGAAAACCGACAAGUUGAAUAAAUGAUAUACCAAAUGUUG
Cherax quadricarinatus is the source of this 2630-nucleotide messenger RNA. The record is from RefSeq and is a predicted model, not a curated record. Lineage: Eukaryota; Metazoa; Arthropoda; Malacostraca; Decapoda; Parastacidae.